Molecule: messenger RNA, 1099 nt
Organism: Perognathus longimembris pacificus (Pacific pocket mouse)
Lineage: Eukaryota; Metazoa; Chordata; Mammalia; Rodentia; Heteromyidae
Gene: Rrp36
Product: ribosomal RNA processing 36
Biological process (GO): maturation of SSU-rRNA from tricistronic rRNA transcript (SSU-rRNA, 5.8S rRNA, LSU-rRNA)
Cellular component (GO): 90S preribosome; nucleolus
Source: RefSeq, a predicted model, not a curated record
AAGUGGUUGCCACGGGUCUCCGGAGCGCCGCGGGAGCUGAUGCCGCGGGCCGCUUCUCGUGCGGGGCCCCGGGCCCGUGGGGCCCGGGAGGAUGGGGACGAAGUCAGGAGCCCGGAGCUCGGGGCUGGGUCCCGCGACCUGCCGAGGGCUGAGGACACGGUUGGAGGCACAUCGGACUUGUCAUUUGAGGAGCUGUUGGAAUUGCAGAACCAAGUGGGAACCAAGGCAUACAAACAAUCGGUAGCUAGGAAGAGCACUGCGAAGCAAGGUUCUAGACAAUCUUCAUGUGUUGCAGAUAAGCACAAGCCUCUGGAAAUGUCAGCCAAGGUCCGAGUGCCAUACUUACGCCAGGUUGUCCCCAUCAGUAAGAAGGUGGCCCGAGACCCUCGCUUUGAUGAUCUGUCAGGGGAAUAUAAUGCUGAGGUGUUUGAUAAAACAUAUCAAUUCUUGGAUGAAAUUCGAGCCAAGGAGAAACAGCUGGUGAAAAAGCAGUUGAAGAGGCACCGUUCCGGGGAGCAGCAUGAGAAACUGCAGCAGCUGCUUCAGCGGAUGGAGCAACAAGAAAUGGCACAGCAGGAACGCAGGCGGGCGGCAGGCUUUCCACUUAGCCCAGAAGCAGAGGAGCGGCGCGCUCUGGCCCAGCAGGGCCAUCGGCCAUACUUCAUGAAGAAAUCUGAGCAGCGCCAAUUGGCCCUGGCUGAGAAGUUCAAGGAGCUGAAACGCAGCAAGAAGUUGGAGAGUUUCUUGAGUCGAAAGAGGCGUCGAAACGCAGGCAAAGACAAGAGAUAUCUCCCUUUGAGCAAAGAGUAAAAAGGAACUGUCCUCAGUUUGCACUGCCUAUGGGGACUGGGCUUCCUCUGUGGCUUUCUUCCUGUUUAAAGCCCCUGAACUAGCUUCGCUCAAAAGAGAGCUCUUGGCCGACUCCUAGGGCUGGAAGACAAGGGGGACAGCCUUCUGCCGCGCUCUGCUGCCAGUUUGGGUGUUGUUCAUGUCCUUGUGUCUGCCCAUUCUUGCCUCAAGUCAGUGAGGCUAGUACAAAAAGGAAAGGUCCCAGGGCUGGGCCUGUAGGAGCCAUUUCAUAAACUGUCUUUAUUAUUCA